UAGAAGAACGAAGCGGUUCCGGCUCCUGGGCCAACGCGGGACAUCCAAGUCCAUCCCGGAACUAUGGAGAUGGGACUCCCUACGACCACUUGGCCAGCAGAGACCUUGGUUCUCACGACAAUCUUUCUCCUCCCUUCGUUAACUCCCGAAUACAAAGUAAAACGGAACGAGGGUCCUACUCGUCCUAUGGAAGAGACUCCAAUCUACAAGGUUGCCACCAGCAAAGUCUUCUCGGCGCCGAGAUGGAGAUGGGCACCGCCACCGCGCUGUCCCCCACCAAGCCCGGCUCCCAGUACUACCAGUACUCCAGCAAUAACCCCCGCCGGCGGCCUCUCCACGGCACCUCCAUGGAAGUCCAAACAAAGAAAGUUCGGAAAGUUCCUCCGGGUUUGCCAUCUUCUGUCUACGCUCCGUCGGGCAGCACUGCCGACUACAACCGCGACUCGCCGGGGUAUCCGUCCUCCAAACCAGCAGCCGGCACCUUCCCCACCUCCUUCUUCAUGCAAGAUGGACAUCCCAGCAGCGACCCGUGGAGCUCCUCCAGCGGGAUGAACCAACCGGGCUACGGCGCCAUGUUGGGCAACUCUUCUCACAUCCCACAGUCCAGCAGCUACUGCAGCCUCCACCCCCACGAGCGCCUGAGUUACCCGUCCCACUCCUCGGCCGACAUCAACUCCAGUCUUCCUCCGAUGUCCACCUUCCACCGCGGUGGCUCCGCCCACUACAGCGCAGCGUCCUGCACGCCGCCCGCCAACGGCACCGACGCCAUCAUGGGCGGCCGAGGGGGCGGAGCCGGCGCUUCGCAGACCGGAGACGCGUUGGGCAAAGCUCUCGCCUCUAUCUACUCUCCAGACCACACCACCACCAGCUUCCCAUCAAAUCCUUCAACUCCUGUCGGUUCUCCCCCUUCUCUCGCAGCAGGCCCCGCUGGGUGGUCUCGCGGUGGAGGUCCAGCGGCGUCAUCUCCUAAUUAUGAAGGUCCUUUACACUCCUUGCAAAGCCGCAUCGAGGACCGUUUGGAGCGCUUGGACGACGCCAUCCACGUUCUGCGCAACCACGCGGUGGGGCACGGCGACGGCCACGCCCUCAUGGCGCCCACCGCCAACGGCGCCAUGGGCGGCCUCGGCGCCGCCUACGGGCCCGCGCUCCUCGCCAACCGCCACGGCCUCAUGGUGGGGUCUCACCGGGAGGACGGUGUCCCCCUGCGCGGGAGCCACGCGGUGGCGCCCAACGCCGUCUCGGGGCCGCAGUGUCCCCUCCCGACGGCCGCCUCGCCCGACAUCAACCCCCCCCAGGACCCCUUCCGAGGGCUGGGCGCGGGGCUCCCAGCGUCGUCGUCGGGAAGCUCCGAGAUCAAAUCGGACGACGAAGGAGAUGAGAACCUUCAGGACCCCAAAUCCACGGAGGAGAAGAAGCUGGAGGAGGACAAGAAGGAGCUCAAAUCCAUUACUAGGUCAAGAUCUAGCAAUAACGACGAUGAGGAUCUGACCCCGGAGCAGAAGGCGGAGCGGGAGAAGGAGCGGCGCAUGGCGAACAACGCCCGCGAGCGCCUCCGCGUCCGCGACAUCAACGAAGCCUUCAAAGAGUUGGGGCGGAUGGUGCAGCUCCACCUCAAGAGCGACAAACCCCAGACCAAGCUCCUCAUCCUCCACCAGGCCGUGGCCGUCAUCCUCAGCCUCGAGCAGCAGGUCCGAGAACGCAACCUGAACCCGAAAGCCGCGUGUCUCAAACGGAGAGAAGAAGAGAAGGUCUCCUCAGAUCCUCCACCGCUCUCGCUGGCGGGACCUCACCCCGGCAUGGGAGACGCCUCCAACCACAUGGGACAGAUGUAGAGAGAGGAGGGCCGUGGUGACCCCUUGGUGGUGGCAACGGAGAUGUCCACUUCCUCCUCUCCUCCUCCUCCUCUCCUCCUCCUCCCCUGGAAGAUGGGACAGCGGCCGCGGUGGCCAAAGAGGUCCUCCCAGACCUCCCCUGGAGGACAAAGCGGAGGUUUUUUUUGUUGUGCCUCAAAAGUUCUUCUUUGGUUUUUUUUUUGGGGGUUUAUUUUGGAGUUUUUUUUUUUUUUUUCUUUCAUUUUUGGGGGAAAAAAAAAACCACAAAAAAAACUGAAAAUAAAACCCCAAAAUGAGAAGAAAACGGUGGAGAAAAAACAAAAAAGAAUGGAAUUGAGGGCGACCGCGAUGAGAAAAUGGACCUCAAACUCCAAAGGAGUGGCGAAAAACCACCCCCGGAACGGCCGGCGUCGCCGGGGGUCCUCAGGAGG
Molecule: messenger RNA, 2263 nt
Organism: Cuculus canorus (common cuckoo)
Lineage: Eukaryota; Metazoa; Chordata; Aves; Cuculiformes; Cuculidae
Product: transcription factor 4-like
Exons: 17
Coding region: 243-1832 (529 amino acids)
Biological process (GO): regulation of transcription by RNA polymerase II
Cellular component (GO): transcription regulator complex
Molecular function (GO): RNA polymerase II cis-regulatory region sequence-specific DNA binding; DNA-binding transcription factor activity, RNA polymerase II-specific; protein dimerization activity
Source: RefSeq, a predicted model, not a curated record